AUGCAGCCCAUUGCUCCAGCUCCACAACGCCCAGCUACCUCCAACCCUUCCUCUACCCCCAACGCCUCUGUCCCUCGGCUUCGCAAGGCAUCAGCAGCAUGCUGGGAAUGCAAGCGAUCCAAGGCGCGGUGUCAAAUCAGAGAAGGCGCCUCCCAGUGCGACCGUUGUACCGAACGUCGCCUUUCGUGUGUAUUCGAUCUGGAAGAAGACAAGCGGCGGAAGCUGGCUCACAAACGGAAAAUUUUAAAGCUAGAGGAGGAGCGCGAUGACCUGCUGCAGCUAGUCAAGGCACUUCAAGAUAGCUCUGACUCCAAGGCUAUUCAAGUUCUCAACCUCAUGCGAAGUAAGGCUCCACUCAGCGAAGUUAAACUUUACAUAGAUAACGACAAUUCGGAGCUUGAACGAGAGACUACGCCGACCUUGAACAAACAAAUGUCAUCGCAUCGAGGCCCAGAUAUCCAGCAUCCUGUAGAUAUACCCGUCUAUCGUAUUUCAGCCGCCCCGUGGAUCUCGGUCACUGAAAGUGACGAUUUUGUGUCUCAUCUAAUCUCCCUAUGGUUGACCUGGAGCCAUCCGUUCUAUAACUGGAUUGAUCGGGAGCUAUUUCUUCGUGACGAAAUUCGCAAUUUUUUUCACUCCGACUGUCCAGAGGCUUAUGCCGACCCGAAUAAUCCAAAUUCGAAAGGCGUCCAUUUUUACGAAGAAGCGCAGAAGCUCUACAAGAAGAUAGAGGGUCGGCUCGAUAUGCCAUCCAUUCAAGGAUGCGGGGUGCUGUUCGUGUGUAUGGCGGCCAUGGGUAAGAAUCGCAUGGGCUGGUUGUAUCUCGGUCAAGUUCGCAGCAUGGCUGAGGAAUACGCCAAGAUGCAUCUUGACUCGCCGUCCUCGACCCCUACCAGGGAAAGUCGCGCAAUUAAUAAUACCAUCUGGGGCAUAUACAAUCUUACAGCAACGGCAUCAAUCUCGCUCAUGAAACAUAUGGCCAUUGAUCAUCUCGAGGAAGAUAUCUGGACCGCGUACCCCCGGCAAAUGGAUCCAGUUCAGUCGCACAUUCCUUGCGUGCUAAACAGGUUCACUACGCUAAGUGAGAUCAGCGUGGAUGCGAAUCGACUCGUGUUCGCAAGCGGCCUCAAGUCACCACGCGAUGAACUUGAAGAAGCCCUUAAAGGUAUCCUGGAACGGCUAGACGUCUGGAAGAGCAACCUUCCUACAUGCCUAACCCCCGACAACCCCACUGUUUCUCAAUCGUUGAGUUCGCAGUAA
Messenger RNA from Aspergillus costaricaensis CBS 115574, 1260 nucleotides. Its product is annotated as Zn(II)2Cys6 transcription factor. NCBI's taxonomy places the organism in Eukaryota, Fungi, Ascomycota, Eurotiomycetes, Eurotiales, Aspergillaceae. Bases 1 to 1260 code for a protein of 419 amino acids. Gene Ontology annotation, biological process: regulation of DNA-templated transcription. The record is from RefSeq and is a predicted model, not a curated record. The transcript is spliced from 5 exons. Gene Ontology annotation, molecular function: zinc ion binding; DNA-binding transcription factor activity, RNA polymerase II-specific.